Engraulis encrasicolus (European anchovy) is the source of this 3661-nucleotide messenger RNA. RefSeq names its product lysine (K)-specific demethylase 1a (gene kdm1a). Gene Ontology annotation, biological process: negative regulation of transcription by RNA polymerase II; positive regulation of transcription by RNA polymerase II. The transcript has 22 exons. The record is from RefSeq and is a predicted model, not a curated record. Gene Ontology annotation, cellular component: nucleus. Lineage: Eukaryota; Metazoa; Chordata; Actinopteri; Clupeiformes; Engraulidae. Gene Ontology annotation, molecular function: transcription factor binding; oxidoreductase activity; chromatin binding. The coding region runs from base 48 to 2612 and encodes 854 amino acids.
UGUUGUUUCCUUUGUGCGUGUCGGUGCGGACCAACAAGAGUGAUUGAAUGGAUAUUGCCAGGGGCACGGACAAAUGGGAGAGGCCCGCAUCAUCCUCCAUGAUGCUGUCCAGUAAAAAGUCAGAUGCUGGCUCUUCCGCGGCGGCCUCCGCUUCCAACAUGGCGGCAGGAGCCGAGGGAGGAGCCCCAGGGGAGUCGCAGGGUGGCUCAGCCCCAACGGGGCCCUCAACCGCCGCCGCUUCAGCCCCGGGGCUCGCAGACGUGAAGAAGAAGGAGAGAGCGUCCCCAAGUGGGGAGCCGGGCGGUCCCCCAAUGCCUCACCCUGCUGCCGGUGGAGCCGGGUCGCAGGAGGAGGCCAGGAGGACCAGCCGGCGGAAGAAGAACAAAGUGGAAUAUCGCGAGAUGGAUGAGAGCCUGGCUAACCUCUCCGAGGACGAGUACUACUCCGAGGAGGAGCGCAACGCCAAGGCCGAGAAGGAGCGCAAGCAGGUCAUCCCCCCGCCCCCACCUCCCGUCGAGGAGGAGAACGACAGUGAGCCUGAGGAGCCCUCAGGUUUGGAGGGUGCGGCCUUCCAGAGCCGCCUCCCGAAUGAUCGCAUGACGUCACAGGAGGCCGCCUGUUUCCCAGACAUCAUCGCCGGCCCACAGCAGACGCAGAAAGUCUUCCUCUACAUCCGCAACCGCACGCUCCAGCUGUGGCUGGAUAACCCCAAAGUCCAGCUGACCUUCGAGGCCGCAGCACAGCAGUUGGAGGCCCCCUACAACAGUGACACGGUUCUGGUCCACAGAAUCCACAGCUACCUGGAGAGGCAAGGCCUGAUCAACUUUGGCAUCUUCAAGAGAGUCAAGCCCCUGCCAACUAAGAAGACAGGAAAGGUGAUCAUCAUCGGCGGAGGGGUGUCAGGCCUGGCUGCUGCUCGCCAGCUCCAGAGCUUUGGCAUGGACGUCACCGUGCUGGAGGCCAGGGAUCGCGUUGGUGGCAGAGUGGCCACCUUCCGCAAGGGGAACUAUGUGGCCGACCUUGGUGCAAUGGUGGUAACUGGACUGGGCGGGAACCCCAUGGCUGUGGUCAGCAAGCAGGUCAACAUGGAGCUGGCCAAGAUCAAGCAGAAAUGCCCACUGUACGAAGCCAAUGGCCAAGCAGGGGAACGCUGCACCAGUGUGCCCAAGGAGAAGGACGAGAUGGUGGAGCAGGAGUUCAACCGCCUGCUGGAGGCCACCUCCUACCUCAGCCACCAGCUGGACUUCAACUUCCUCAACAACAAGCCCGUGUCCCUGGGACAGGCUCUGGAGGUGGUCAUCCAGCUGCAGGAAAAGCAUGUGAAGGAUGAACAGAUCGAACACUGGAAGAAAAUAGUGAAGACUCAGGAAGAGCUUAAAGAGCUGCUCAACAAGAUGCUGGCCACUAAGGAGCGUGUGAAGGAGCUGCAUCAGCAGUACAAGGAGGCCAGCGAGGUCAAGCCUCCCAGAGACAUCACCGCCGAGUUCCUGGUCAAGAGCAAACACCGCGACCUCACCGCCCUCUGCAAGGAGUAUGAUGAGUUGGCAGAGAUGCAAGUGAAACUGGAGGAAAGACUUCAGGAGCUGGAGGCCAACCCCCCAAGUGAUGUGUACCUGUCAUCACGAGACCGGCAGAUUCUCGACUGGCACUUUGCCAACCUGGAGUUUGCCAACGCCACGCCCCUCUCCACCCUGUCACUCAAACACUGGGACCAGGAUGAUGACUUUGAGUUUACGGGGAGCCACCUGACGGUGCGUAAUGGCUACUCGUGUGUGCCGGUGGCCCUGGCCGAGGGGCUGGACAUCAAGCUCAACACAGCAGUGCGGCAGGUCCGCUACACCGCCUCAGGCUGUGAGGUGAUUGCGGUGAACACGCGCUCCACGACGCAGACGUUCAUCUACAAGUGUGACGCGGUGCUGUGCACGCUGCCGCUGGGGGUUCUCAAGCAGCAGCCGCCCGCCGUGCAGUUCGUCCCACCGCUGCCCGAGUGGAAAACGGCCGCCAUCCAGAGGAUGGGCUUUGGAAACCUCAAUAAGGUGGUGUUGUGCUUCGACCGGGUGUUCUGGGACCCCAGCGUGAACCUGUUUGGCCACGUGGGCAGCACCACGGCCAGCCGAGGAGAACUCUUCCUCUUCUGGAACCUCUACAAGGCACCCAUCCUGCUGGCGUUGAUGGCAGGCGAGGCGGCGGGCAUCAUGGAGAACAUCAGCGAUGACGUCAUAGUGGGCCGCUGCCUGGCCAUCCUCAAGGGCAUCUUUGGCAGCAGUGCCGUCCCUCAGCCCAAAGAGACAGUGGUGACGCGCUGGCGAGCUGACCCCUGGGCACGCGGAUCCUACUCCUACGUGGCGGCCGGUUCCUCCGGCAACGAUUAUGACCUCAUGGCCCAGCCAAUCACGCCAGGCCCUGCCAUCCCAGGAGCCUCACAGCCUGUGCCGCGGCUGUUCUUCGCAGGGGAGCACACCAUCCGUAACUACCCUGCCACGGUGCACGGGGCCCUCCUCAGCGGCCUCAGGGAAGCGGGGCGCAUCGCAGACCAGUUCCUGGGAGCCAUGUACACCAUGCCCCGACAGCCCACGCCCACCGCUAACCCCCAGCCUGCACCCAGCAUGUAAACUCUGUGUGUGUGUGUGUGUGUGUGUGUGUGUGUGUGUGUGUGUGUGUGUGUGUGUGUGUGUGUGUGUGUGUGUGUGUGUAUGUACUUGUAUGUGUGUACAUGUGUGCGUUUUUCGAGGGCGAUGGUACACCUUGCCCCAUCACUCUAGCAUGUAGUGGUGACACAACCAUGUUAUCAGAUUGGGAAAUGGGGUGAGUUUGUCCGUGUCCGUGUGUGUCCGUGUCCUCAGCAUGUAUCACUCCUCAGCCAUGUCAGGCAAAUUUAAGAUAAAAAUGGGGAAGUGUGUGUGCACACGUGCACACAUGCACAUGUGCACGCAUGAAAAGUGUGUGUGUGUGUGACCAUUGUGAGAGUGUUACAAAACGGUGCGUGUGUGUGUGAACUAGACCACAUCCCCUCUAUCCAGCCACUGGUCCAUCAGCUUAAAAGGGUCAAGAGGAACUCCUGAGCACCUGACCAGUGGUUUCUCAACAUCCCAGAGACUCUGAUGGGUUGGGUGUGAUUGGGGCCGGGGCCCGGGGGGGAAGUGUUGAUAUGUGAAACUAAAAGAAAAAGAAGAAGAAAGGAAAACAAAAGGGGGUUGUUGUUGUUGUUGUUUUUUUUUUAAUAUUUCACGGGAAUGUACAUUAUAGAGUCGCAUUAAUUGUUAUGAACUGAGGCGUGUUCACCCCUCCAGUGCAUACAGAUAAAAAAUAAUGUAGAUGAGGUGGGGACAUGGAAACCAGAAGGGGGGAAAUCCACCGGCCACUACCAAUUCAAGUGUGUGUGUGCGCGUGUGUGUGUGCGCGUGUGUGUGUGCAUGUGCGCGUGUGUGCGUGCGGUGUACGAGGAGAGCUGUGUUCUCUCCUUCUGCACUGAGUCUUCUCUCAAGGCCGUAGUGAAUUGUGUCCUUAUAGUGCAGCUAACUCUAGUUUGUCCAACUAUGUUAGGCUAUAAUGCAUAGAUGUAUACCUUGGUUGCAACUGUUUUGUUUUCAUUUGUUUUGUCAUUGUGAAGCAUUUUUUUAUAUUAUGGAAAGAAUUUGUUUAUUAAAAUAUGUAAUAAAUA